This is a messenger RNA of Zingiber officinale, 2067 nucleotides long. RefSeq names its product hsp70-Hsp90 organizing protein-like. Gene Ontology annotation, molecular function: Hsp90 protein binding. The coding region runs from base 69 to 1796 and encodes 575 amino acids. The record is from RefSeq and is a predicted model, not a curated record. Lineage: Eukaryota; Viridiplantae; Streptophyta; Magnoliopsida; Zingiberales; Zingiberaceae. The transcript is spliced from 7 exons.
CCCACCCGUCCCCCGUUGCUCCUUGCUGUGCGAAUCCACCCCAGCGACUGCGAGAUCGACCCCUCAUCAUGGCCGACGACGCCAAAGCCAAGGGCAACAAGGCCUUUGCCGAAGGUCGCUACGACGACGCCAUCGCCCACUUUUCUGAGGCCAUCGACCUCGCUUCCGGCAAUCACGUCCUCUACUCCAACCGCUCGGCUGCGUAUGCCUCCAUCAAGAAAUACGAUGCUGCGCUCUCAGACGCCCGUAAGACUGUCGAUCUCAAACCAGACUGGGCCAAGGGCUAUGGCCGACUCGGCGCCGCAUAUCUUGGGCUCGGAGACGCCGAACAAGCAGUCGCCGCGUACGAGAAGGGUCUGGAGCUUGAUCCUGCAAGUGAGGCCCUGAAGUCUGGCCUUGCUGAUGCCCGCGCCGCCUCGGCUAGGGCCAGGGGCUCGCCGCCACAAGGGGCAUCGCCAUUCGGUAAGAUAUUUCAGGGUCCUGAGAUUUGGACGAAACUGACAGCGGAUCCGACAACCAGGGGUUACCUCCAGCAACCAGAUUUUCUCAGGAUGAUCCAGGAUAUCCAGAAGAACCCUAACAAUCUCAACAUGUAUCUCUCUGAUCCGAGGAUGAUGCAAGUGAUUGGGGUUCUUCUCAAUGUGAAGAUGAGGGGCCCCAUGGAUGAGAUGGCAACUGAGUCUCCCGAGCCUGAACAAGCGAAAUCUCGUCCUGAACCAGCAAAGGAGGCAUCAGAACCUGAGCCACAGCCGGAGCCCAUGGAGGUACCGGAGGAGGAGAAGGAAGUCAAGCAAAGAAAGGCGGAGGCCCAGAAGGAGAAAGAAGCAGGGAAUGCUGCUUACAAGAAAAAGGACUUUGAAACGGCGAUUCAGCAUUAUACCCAAUCUAUGGAGCUUGAUGACAGUGACAUUUCCUACAUCACUAACAGAGCUGCAGUCUAUUUGGAGAUGGGAAAGUAUGAAGAAUGCAUACAAGACUGUGAUAAAGCUGUUGAGCGAGGAAGGGAACUCCAUUCUGACUUCAAAAUGAUUGCUAGAGCAUUGACUAGGAAGGGAACUGCACUCACAAAACUUGCCAAAACCUCCAAAGACUAUGAACCUGCUAUCGAAACUUUCCAGAAAGCUCUAACUGAACACCGUAACCCUGACACUUUGAGAAAACUAAAUGAUGCUGAAAGGAUGAAGAAAGAAUUAGAACAGCAAGAAUACUUUGAUCCCAAAUUAGCAGAUGAAGAACGUGAGAAAGGCAAUGAGCUUUUCAAGCUGCAAAAGUAUCCAGAGGCAGUGAAACACUAUACUGAAGCUCUUAGGAGGAACCCAAAGGACCAAAGGGUUUACAGCAAUAGGGCAGCGUGUUACAUAAAGUUGGGUGCUUUGCCUGAAGGUCUUAAAGAUACUGAGAAGUGCAUUGAGCUGGAUCCAUCAUUUUCUAAAGGAUACACAAGGAAAGGAGCAAUCCAAUUCCUUAUGAAAGAGUAUGACAAAGCCUUAGAGACCUAUCAGGAGGGCUUGAAACAUGACCCAAACAAUCAGGAGUUGAUGGAUGGCGUCAGGAGGUGCGUUGAACAGAUCAAUAAGACCAACAGGGGGGAAAUUAGUCCAGAGGAAUUGAAAGAGAGACAGGCAAAGGCUAUGCAGGACCCAGAAAUACAAAGCAUUCUAACAGAUCCUGUUAUGCGACAGGUCUUGAUUGACUUACAGGAGAAUCCAAAGGCAGCACAGGAUCACCUUAAGAACCCUCAGGUUAUGCACAAGAUACAGAAGCUUGUGAGCGCAGGAAUCGUCCAGAUGAAGUAGAAGUGAAGUUUCGGGAAACUAUCUUUUCUGGCUUCUACAGGAUGUGAAAGCUCUUGAUGAGCUUCUCAGCAGUGAACAUAAUAUGUAACAAUGUACUUUUUGGUCCCAUUCGAGUUAUUAUUUUCUGCUACUCUGGUUUGAAUGAUCUUUUAGGGGAAAGCGUGCUAGGUGUUAAAUUUAAAAAUGGAGUAUAAUAUCAUGCUUAUUAAGAUUGAAUACUUGAAUGGUUCAAUAGCAUCUAAAUGCAUUUGGCUCAAGUUUGUUUGGCAAA